This is a messenger RNA of Manihot esculenta (cassava), 1479 nucleotides long. RefSeq lists its product as uncharacterized. The transcript has 5 exons. NCBI's taxonomy places the organism in Eukaryota, Viridiplantae, Streptophyta, Magnoliopsida, Malpighiales, Euphorbiaceae. The record is from RefSeq and is a predicted model, not a curated record. Gene Ontology annotation, biological process: transposition. The coding region runs from base 318 to 1370 and encodes 350 amino acids.
UUUCAGCCACCCUUUCCUCUCCUCUCUGCCCCUCAGCGCCCAUUCGUGCUUCUUGCCACUCUCGCCGCCGCCGCCUUCGCUGUCCUCGCCGUCGCUGGCCUCUCGCCUCGCCGUCGCCGUCCUCUCGCCUCGCCGUCGCCGUCCUCUCGCCUCGCCGUCGCUGUCCACUCUCGUCGCCGUCGCCGUCGCUAGUGGCUAUCGCCUCACCUCGCCGUCGCCUUCUUGCCACUCUCGCCGUCGCUGUCCUCGCCGUCGCUGUCCUCUCGCCUCGCCGUCGCCGUCGCUGGCCACUCUCGUCGCCGUCCCAGGCCUUCCAGAUGCCUCGAAGAGCAGUAUCAUCUAGAGGUAGAGGACAUAGCCAGCAGCUCUCUACGAAUGAAACAGAUGAGCCAGUUCAGAUGCAAGAGGAAACACUGGAGCACACUCCAGCAGCAUUAGGGGGACAAGCAAACACAUCAUCAUCAUCAUCAGUUCGAACUAGAGGUCCGAACUUGGGACAUCCUAUCCCAUCAAACCCGUCUGAUCGGCAAUUGAUCAGAUUGAAAGGAAAUGUCUUUUUAGAUUCCACAGUUACUAGAUCAAUCAGUAAUGACAUUAAGAUGCGCUACACUGCUCCAUGGAAAACUUGGUCAGAAAUACCUUUAAAGACAAAAGACGAGCUCUUCGGACUUUUUCGGGUAAAUACAACUUGGUCAGAGAUAUGGAAUGCACUUGUUGCAUAUUGGAGUACACCAGAGUGGAGAAAGAAAUCAGAAGCUGGUAAAGCAAAUAGAAACGUAGAAAAAGAUGGGACUAUUACGAAACACUCUUGUGGUUCAAUAAAACUGGAGGUUCAUGAGAAUAAAUUGGCAAAGAAGUUAGGUAGGCAACCAACUCAACUUGAACUAUUUCGUGCCACUCACACAAAAAAGGGGAGUCAAGGUGUUUUCAUUGAUGGAAAAUCACAACGAGUUGAUGGAGCUUAUUUGACUGCCAUUGCUGAAAAUGUGAAUGACAAUUGUGAUAGUCAGUCUGCUUUUGAUUUGAAUAAGUGGAUGGAAAUUUCUGGAAGUAGUAAAGGGAGGGUUUAUGGUUUUGGAUCUUCUGAUAUUGCAAAAUCUGGAACUCCAACUACCUCUUUCUCAUGCACAUCAGCUCAUCCUGGAGGACCUUCUCAAACUAUGUUUUCUUUAGAGGAGGUUGAACAAAUAUUAGAGCAAAACCGGGUCAAAAUGAAACAAGACAUGGAGCAAAUGCAAGAGCAAAUGCGAGUGCAGAUAGAAAAGCAAAUAAAAGAUCAGAUGAAAUCAUUGAAGAACAAAAAAAAAUCUUCACCGCAUAAUCCAACUGCAGAUUGUACUUCUCUAUCAGAUGGUUCAACAAAUUCAUAGAUUAGUUUUUAGUUUUAUGAACAUUGUUAAGUAUAAUUGAUUUAUUUUAAAUUUUAUGACGAUUGUUAAGUAUUAUGAAUUUAUUUUAAAUUUUAUGAACAUUGUUAAA